Spea bombifrons (plains spadefoot toad) is the source of this 1275-nucleotide messenger RNA. RefSeq names its product thymic stromal cotransporter homolog. The record is from RefSeq and is a predicted model, not a curated record. The coding region runs from base 1 to 1275 and encodes 424 amino acids. The transcript has 3 exons. Gene Ontology annotation, cellular component: membrane. Gene Ontology annotation, molecular function: transmembrane transporter activity. Gene Ontology annotation, biological process: transmembrane transport. Lineage: Eukaryota; Metazoa; Chordata; Amphibia; Anura; Pelobatidae.
AUGAUGAAUUUAAGAACCAGGAUUGAGCCAGUGGUUGUUUUAGCUAAGGUAGCCAGCUCUUUCUAUGACAUUGGGCUUGAUAUUGCUGCUGGGAACCACAGUGACCAAAAUACCUCGUCUACCAACUCCACUGAAAGCAACUCGGAUUUCCACUUUGCUUACAAAACAGUUACAAGUUGCAGCUGUUUACUGGCUAUGUUUAUCCUGGAAAAAAUUAUUGAGAAUAUCAACAGGAAAAUCCCAAUCUGUGUCCCAUUGGUAGGAAGCCUAAUCUCAUCAAUACUCCUGCUGUUCGUCACAGUUUGGAACUGGCCUAAAGAGGUGAUGUUUGGCGCUGCCAUUUUGAAUGGCCUGAGCGGCUGGUUCUCCUUAUUCUGGUCCGGUGUUAUAACCUGGGUGUCACACGCCUCCUCAGACAGCAGCAGGUCUCUGCAGCUAACUCUGAUUCACAUGACGUAUGGACUGGCGGGUCUCAUCGGCACCUUUACAACUGCAUGUGGACUCAACAGGUUAAACUUUACGGACUUUUACCAAGGAGUCAUCGCUGCCUGCUGUAGCAUCACCUGCUACACAUUUUGCAUCUUGUACAUCAUUUUUGUUUUGAGGAUACCUGAGUCUGGAGUAGUACAUGAUGAAGAAUCCAAAGAGAAUUCCACGAUAGAAACUAAAGAUCAAAACAUCUAUCCCGAGGACGCAGAGGAAAGUGGAAUGUUAGUACGCGAAGAUGAAACGCAGGACACUGAACCAAACUUCAUGCUGAUUGCGGUUUUAUUAUGUAGCGCUGCCUUUUACCACUUUGCUUUCACUGGAGCACAUACUGUCAUCGAGCUGCUUGUAACACAGAAAUUGGUGUUACACUGCAUUCCACCUGAGGUCUGGGUAUGCAUAACCCAUAUUACUAGCACCCUGGGAAUUUUUAUUUUGGCUCGCUGGGCAAAUGACUCGUUUUUCAUUUUAUUGGGAAUGUGCUCAUUCUGCGCAGGAAUUCUCAUAAUGGCCUUCGUGAAAUGGACCUUCCUAUAUCACAUUGGUAAAAUAUUUACUGCUUCAGAAAUUGUAAUGGAAAUUCUAGAGAUCGCUUCAUCAGCACUAAUUACCAAGAUGUAUGAGCCUAUGGCUCACGGGCACACUCUGUUCUACUGCAUUGUGUUCUUUGGCCUUGGGUUGCUUUGUAUCCUUCUGAUAAGCGUCUCUGCCUGCAAGAACCGUCUGCAGUAUCAGCACCAAGCAAAAGAAGAGUCAGAGAUAUGUCCACUUUGGUUCUGCGACCCAUAG